Molecule: messenger RNA, 270 nt
Organism: Puccinia triticina
Lineage: Eukaryota; Fungi; Basidiomycota; Pucciniomycetes; Pucciniales; Pucciniaceae
Exons: 2
Coding region: 1-270 (89 amino acids)
Source: RefSeq, a predicted model, not a curated record
AUGCGAGUGUUCCAAACUCGGGGAAAAAGGCCUGCACCCCGGUCUGGGGCGAGCAAUUCACCCAACCGCGUAGCGCCUUCGCCGCCGUCGCCCGCAAAAGGCUCAAAGGGAAAAGGACGCGCUCCCCGACUCAAGGAGUCCGAUGACGGCGAGACGGCCUCCGAAGAGGACUUCAAAGAAGAUUUGGAGCCCGAGGUGAAGCCGAAACCCCGCGGGCGCCUGCGGAAAGACGUCUUGAAGGAGGCGGCUAAGAGGAUGAAACGAUCCUGA